Drosophila novamexicana is the source of this 571-nucleotide messenger RNA. It is a transcript of the gene Blos4, whose product is annotated as biogenesis of lysosome-related organelles complex 1 subunit 4. Bases 66 to 560 code for a protein of 164 amino acids. The record is from RefSeq and is a predicted model, not a curated record. Gene Ontology annotation, cellular component: BLOC-1 complex. The transcript is spliced from 3 exons. Lineage: Eukaryota; Metazoa; Arthropoda; Insecta; Diptera; Drosophilidae.
UCAUCGGCUAUCGAUUUCGUCUUGUUGAUAUUUUGUCUGUUGGCAGCAACAGAUGAUAAAAAGAAAUGGUUGAACAGACUGCAAAGGAUUAUGCUAAAAUUAUACAAAGCGCGGAUCUGGAAAAGGAGAUUAAUCCGCUCUGCACCAACAUAGACGACAUGCUGGCCCGACUAGACGAGUUUGAAACGGUUUUGGCCUCCGUGCGCGCCGAGUCUAACGGUAUCAUGGCCAAUCAUGUGUGCAGUAUUCUCAGCUUUAGCGAAAACUUUGGGGAGCUGCGACAGCGAAUCGACAACUUGGAACAGUUUGUGGCCACGGUAAACGAGAACCUGAACGAGGUAGAGCGAUCCGUGGAUGUGGCUGAGCAGGAGCUCAAUAUAGCCGACUACAGUAUAAAGGGCUUGCUGCUGAAACCAUUAAGGGCCAGGCUAGCCGCCACAGAUACGUCUGGAACGCCGCCCAAAAGUAAUCUGGUCGAAGGCGAGUUCCAGCCGGUGCCCAUAUUCAAAUCGGACGAUUACUUUGGCAGCCGGGCGGAUGAGACGAAUGUCAGCGUAUAACGCCUAACUAG